Molecule: messenger RNA, 1623 nt
Organism: Heterobasidion irregulare TC 32-1
Lineage: Eukaryota; Fungi; Basidiomycota; Agaricomycetes; Russulales; Bondarzewiaceae
Exons: 8
Coding region: 1-1623 (540 amino acids)
Molecular function (GO): protein binding
Source: RefSeq, a predicted model, not a curated record
AUGAACUGUUCCAUCUCGCCCGCAGUCAGCAUGAGUGGAUUGUUCAUUCUCCCAACAGAACUCAUUGAGAAAGCUCUGAAGCAUCUUGAUCAUCAUUCCAUCUUGACAUGCAGACGGGUUUGUCGCAGCUUACAUGCUCUGAUUGAUGGCUCAACAGCGAUCCAAUUUGUGAUUGCGUUUGGAUCCUCCGGACAAGAGGACGGAAUAUAUAGCCUUCUCGGGGCGAGCGAGCGUUUGAAGAUGCUAGCAGAUCACCAAACUGCAUGGAAAAAGCUUCAGUGGCGAGAGUACACAUGUGUCCCCACGAAGGGAGAGAUGUUUGCACUUCAAGGAGGUGUAUAUGCGGAGUGCGACGAUACAUCCUGCAUCAUAUAUUUUACGCAGCUUCAUUCUCGCCUGCGGGGAAUCGAUGCGAAGGAGUGGCAAGUCAAUCUUGAAUUUCCCUUUAGGGAUGCUGCUAUCGAUCCAACCCAGGAUCUGCUCGUCACGGUUGGGCGAAACCGGUCACGUAAUAUAAAUCUAUUGUCGAUGUCGUCUGGAGAUGUCCAUCCUGCUGCUAUUGCAUCAACUAUAUCGCUACCCUCCAUCCCAGGACUGAGCAAUUCUACUGACUACGACAUUGUCAUAGAUCGCGAUCGUCUUGGUAUCUUAAUCCUCAUCAGUGAGGCGCCCCGGGAGCUGGUGAUAUGGAAUUGGAAGACUGGGAUGAUCAUCAUGUGGUUGCAUGGAAGAAAGAUCAAGUCGGCUCCAAUCUUCCUAGAUGAACGCUUCGUCUUAGUUGGCCGUUACUUUGAUUCGCCUGCAGAUGGCAACAACUAUGCAGAGCUGGUGAUUUACGACCUGCGAGCCACUUCUCCACAAAACUUUGAUGUGGCAUGCGCACCAUAUCAUUGCACGUUUCAGUUUCCCCCGUUCAGUCGAGGCUUCUCCAUUUUCGCAGAUCCCAGCGCUGAUUGGGAGCCUAGGGCAGAUCUGCGCGCCCCCUUUCAUGCCUCGCCUAGGGAUCGGCUUCUUCUUGUAGGAAUUCGCGGCUUAUGCCUGUUAAUUCGCUCGCAAUCUCUGCUAGAUCAUUCACAUGACCCCGAGUUUUCCACAAGUCACCAUGUAUGGUCCUGGGGAACGUGGUGUUCUAGAGAUUUCCAUGACUUGGCGCUGCUCUCAGAUCAACGAUCGAGUCCAACGAUCCACCUCCGGGUAUAUGACUGCCAUCCCGAGCGGAUUGCCCCUUCCAAGCGCAAUUGUUUGGAAAUGGAAGGGUGGAGAAGGUUAGGACCUCGAGGCUUGUAUCCAUGGGCUAGCAAUGGCAUGGACAGUGGUGUAUCAGCAGUCCCAUCCGCCUUUUGCAAGGACCUUACCCUGCCGUUCCAAGUCGACCCAUAUGCAACGGAGACGGUCAUGCUCAGUCAAGAUACUCUUGUGGUUCUUGAACAUACUGGUGAGUCUGUUGUCGAUCUGGACUUUACUGUGCGAAUAUUAUUCAUAUGGCUCCUCUUCCUUCCAAGGGUGAGGCACUAUUUCCGAGGGAAGGGAAUCAUCAUACGCAUGGGCGAAGAUCAUACACAAGGUUCUGUGACAAGUUGCAACGAAACGAGGCGAAAAGGUCAAGGUGUCGCCAUGGACUGA